GGGUGUAAUUAUCCAAACUACUCCAUUACCUCCUUUAUCAAUAAUCUAUGUAUCUUCCUUUAAUCUCCUGUAAUAUUGUACAAACUAUAGGGUUAUAACUGUAAUUCACUAUUUCCCGAUAUGGGUGUUUCAUUUUCCCUCCUUAUUCCACCUAUCUCCGCCACUCCACCGCCGUGUCCCGGCAUCGUUGACUUGCCGGAAAAUUGCGUGGCAUCAAUUAUGACAUAUUUAGAUCCACCGGAGAUAUGUAAACUUUCGAUGUUAAAUCGAAAUUUUCGGAUAGCUGGUUAUGCUGAUUGUAUAUGGGAAUCAAAAUUGCCUACAAAUUAUGAGUUAAUUAUUGAGAGAUUAUUUGAAAAUUUUGAUGAGAAUUUGUGUAAAAGAGAUAUUUUUGCCUUGCUUUGUCGACCCAUUUUGCUAGAUGGGGGCUCAAAGAAGGUUUGGUUAGAUAAGCGUACGGGUAGAGUUUGUCUGUCAAUAUCUUCUAAAGGCUUGGCCAUAACAGGCGUUGAUGAUAGGAGAUAUUGGAGUCGUAUUGAAACAGCUGAAUCAAGAUUCAAGUCCGUUGCGUACCUCCAACAGAUCUGGUGGUUUGAAGUCGAUGGAGAGGUCGAUUUCCCAUUCCCAGUAGGGUCCUACAGUGUUUUCUUCAGGCUACAAGUCGGGCGUUCUUCUAAGAAAUUCGGUCGCAGAAUCUGCAACUGCGAGCACGUUCAUGGAUGGGAUAAAAACCCAGUCAGGUUCCAGCUUUCGACAUCAGACGGUCAACAAGCUACAAAACAGUGUUACUUGAAAGAACCUGGAAAAUGGAUGUAUCACCAUGUAGGUGAUUUUGUAAGCUCGGGAUCGGAAGUGUCGAUGAAAGUUAUAUUUUCGAUGACACAAAUUGAUUGUACACACACGAAAGGUGGACUCUGUGUAGAUUCUGUACUGAUAUGCCCGCGCGAGUUUAUGCAGAGGUCGAAGCGUUUUUAGUUGCUGAUGAAACUCUGUUUAGGAUGUUGUUAGUAAGAGUCUUUAGAGGUAGCACCAUACAUAGUUGAUGGAAUGGUGUUGUUAGUGAGUGAGUGACAAUUAUGUAUAUAAAGCAAGCAAUGUGUGUAUAUAUGGCGGACUUUUUUUAGCGUGAGUUUAAGUUCUA
Molecule: messenger RNA, 1141 nt
Organism: Lycium ferocissimum
Lineage: Eukaryota; Viridiplantae; Streptophyta; Magnoliopsida; Solanales; Solanaceae
Product: F-box protein PP2-A12-like
Exons: 3
Coding region: 121-975 (284 amino acids)
Molecular function (GO): protein binding
Source: RefSeq, a predicted model, not a curated record